This is a messenger RNA of Monodelphis domestica (gray short-tailed opossum), 1686 nucleotides long. It is a transcript of the gene TWIST2, whose product is annotated as twist family bHLH transcription factor 2. Gene Ontology annotation, molecular function: protein dimerization activity; RNA polymerase II transcription regulatory region sequence-specific DNA binding; DNA-binding transcription factor activity, RNA polymerase II-specific. Gene Ontology annotation, biological process: developmental process; regulation of transcription by RNA polymerase II. The record is from RefSeq and is a predicted model, not a curated record. NCBI's taxonomy places the organism in Eukaryota, Metazoa, Chordata, Mammalia, Didelphimorphia, Didelphidae.
CCGCACCUCCCUCACUGGUGACAACUAUUUAGUAAGGAGCCCAGCUAAAGUUUCCAAAAAAGUUAGAAUAACUUCCUCUCUCGGAGACCUCGGCUUUGCCCGAGCCGGCCUUGAAAUAAGAGACUUUCGAGAAACUUGGAAAACGUCGGGUCAGCAAAACUCCUGUUUUUCCAAAAGGAUCUGUCUCAGGAAUUUCAAACACAUUGAGUGAGGCUUCCACGCGCGCUCACACCGCGCGCGCACACACAGAAAGAGAGAGAGAAGGAGGAAGAGGAGAGAGAGAGAGAGAGAGAGAGAGAGAGAGAGAGAGAGAGAGAGAGAGAGAGAGAGAGAGAGCGAGAGCGAGAGCGAGAGCCAGCGAGUUUGGCUAAGACUGUUUCCUCCCUCCUUCUUCCCCCUGCCUCCUUGCAGAAAGAAUGGAGGAAGGCUCCAGUUCUCCGGUCUCGCCGGUGGACAGCUUGGGCACCAGCGAAGAGGAGCUGGAAAGGCAGCCCAAGAGGUUUGGCAGAAAGAGAAGGUACAGCAAGAAAUCCAGCGAAGAUGGCAGCCCCACCCCGGGCAAGCGGGGGAAGAAGGGCAGCCCCAGCUCGCAGUCCUAUGAGGAGCUGCAGAGCCAGAGGAUUCUGGCCAACGUCCGGGAGAGGCAGAGGACGCAGUCCCUGAACGAAGCCUUCGCCGCCCUGCGCAAGAUCAUCCCCACUCUGCCCUCCGACAAACUCAGCAAGAUCCAGACCCUGAAGCUGGCAGCCAGGUACAUAGACUUCCUCUACCAGGUGCUGCAGAGCGACGAGAUGGACAAUAAGAUGACCAGCUGCAGCUACGUGGCCCACGAGAGGCUCAGCUAUGCCUUUUCCGUGUGGAGGAUGGAGGGCGCGUGGUCCAUGUCGGCAUCCCACUAGCUCGCCCCAGGCUCCCGGAAGCCCAGCUGCCCACGGGGUAGAUUGUCCAGCGUGUCUGCAGGUGAAGUGGAAUUGGGAUGCCUCCAAGUCCAGAACUUCUGCAACCUCAGCAACCUCAAGGAAUCUGGUCCCCGAGACCUGCUUGGCCUCGCAGCUCUGAACUCCUGCAGAGCAUUGAGACUGAAUGGAAAAACAGCCAGAAGCUGAGCAAUCCAGGGAAGCUUUCCGCCGCCUCUCCCGGGGACAUUCCCCCAACGCCAGCCCGGGUGUCCCGGUCAUCCCUGAUGCUCCCGUCCUUUGUCGUGGAUGUGGGCCACGGUUGGGGUCGUCCUGGGCUUGGCUCAUUUCCUCUGUUUUCUGGAAAUCUUGUGAUUGAGGAACACGUCUAAGAGGACUCUUGCUCUGGGACUGGUUUUUCCUUCUAUCGUGUUCUUCUUUUAAAUGUAUUUUUUUAAUGAAAGAAAAAUGAACUCUUGUACAGCUCUGUUGAAACUGGACCAAGGCUCUCAGAAGAAACGGUGCCUCCGCCCCGGCCCUUCCUCCUCCCAUGACUCUUGCAUGACGAUUUCAAGUAAGCCUGGACUUCAGACUCUCCGAUAGCCUUCCCCCUCUUGACCUCCCCAACCUGCUCAGCUCACCAGUUCUUUUUUGGUAUUUUCUACUUCAGUGUAUAUGUUGCUUAUUUGUUUUAUUUAUUGAGAUAUUUUUAACAUGCUAAGAGACUGCAAUCUCGCUGUGUAUACCGCUUCUCUUGCCAAUAACAAUAAAGAAGCCGCGCAGUUGCUCA